AUGGCUGUCAACAUCACGAAUUUCGUGAAUGGCUCCCCGAAAAGAACAGUCGAGGUCAGAGCAGCUCCGGGAUCUAUAGACUCUUCCGAGAUUUGGGCUUGGACUGACUUCAUGGGUAAGCUUAUGUUAUGGCCCUCGACGCCUGAUAUCGAUCACAAAACUUUUAUCUUGAAAGUUUGGGCUAACCCUGAUAGCACUAUACUCGACCUGAUCAAGCAGAUUGGCGCUUCGCAAAGUACUUUCGACUACUACCGCGAUCGUCUGUCUGCUGACUGGACUGUUCGUCGCCACGCUCGCCUGACUUCCAACAUUGACAAGAACGACCCUUUCAAACCCUUCCUCCUCGCUAUCGAACGCAAUCGUCUGGAUGACUAUCGUAUCGAAGCUGUCGACUCUAAAAUCACUCAAAAACUGGAAGGCGGUUACUACGGUCAAAUCUCCGACGCACUUUUUCGAACUCUUUCUCCCGAGAUUCAAAACCACCCCGACAACUUCUUGAACAAGCACACUUGUGACUAUAAACUCUUUGCUGACAAGGUUAUCGCAGAUGCUGCCGACGUCAUUAGCUCCCCUGAACCCUCCAACCCAUGGAACAACGAGUCUGCUCAGGCACCUGUCUGGUCCCCUGAAAGCUUCAACGCAUAUCUCCUCUCCGAUGUUGAGGACCCCUUCACUAAUAUUUCUGAUUACUCAACUCCUGCAGGAACUUCCAGAUUCCCCAGGACUGUUGACGGCUCGGAUGUACUUGCAGACGGUUCUGAUGAUUCUGAUGAGUUUCCUUUUCGUAUUAUGGAUGACGACAACAAGACUUUUGCUGUUCCUGCUCCUCCUGGUGGGUUCUCUGGUUCUCGCCCUGGAUCUCCUGAAUAG
This is a messenger RNA of Aureobasidium namibiae CBS 147.97, 870 nucleotides long. RefSeq lists its product as uncharacterized. Bases 1 to 870 code for a protein of 289 amino acids. NCBI's taxonomy places the organism in Eukaryota, Fungi, Ascomycota, Dothideomycetes, Dothideales, Saccotheciaceae. The record is from RefSeq and is a predicted model, not a curated record. The transcript has a single exon.